Messenger RNA from Megalops cyprinoides (Indo-Pacific tarpon), 960 nucleotides. RefSeq names its product olfactory receptor 142-like. The transcript has a single exon. NCBI's taxonomy places the organism in Eukaryota, Metazoa, Chordata, Actinopteri, Elopiformes, Megalopidae. The coding region runs from base 1 to 960 and encodes 319 amino acids. Gene Ontology annotation, molecular function: olfactory receptor activity; G protein-coupled receptor activity. Gene Ontology annotation, biological process: G protein-coupled receptor signaling pathway. The record is from RefSeq and is a predicted model, not a curated record. Gene Ontology annotation, cellular component: membrane.
AUGGAAAAUGUAUCUGUGGUAACAACGUUUGUAUUGACAGCAUACACCGAAAUGGAAGAUCUAAGAUAUGUAUACUUCACAGUCUUUCUUAUGUUGUAUUUGCUGAUAUUAUUUGUCAAUUUAGUUCUCAUUGUAGUAAUCUACAUUGAAAGAGGCCUACAUGAACCAAUGUAUUUCUUCAUGUUUAACUUAGCAGUGAAUGGAAUAUAUGGUAGUACAUCCUUAAUGCCAUCACUAUUGAAAAAUGUACUGUCUCAUACUUAUGAAAUAUCUUUGUCCUGUUGUCUAUUACAGAUCUUUUGUUUACAUACAUAUGGUGUAGUUGAAUUUACCAUUUUAGCAGUGAUGGGCUAUGAUCGAUAUAUUGCCAUUUGUUACCCUUUACACUAUCAACUCAUUGUGUCUCCCAGAAAGGUCUAUGCACUAAUUGCGUUCUCAUGGGUUUAUCCCUGUCUCUGUUUUGGCCUUUAUUUUAUAAUGACUGUACAGCGUACAUUUUGUGACAGGUUCAUAGAAAAGGUGUAUUGUAUCAAUUUUGCAUUAGUCAAAUUGUCUUGUCUUGAUACAUCUGUUCAGAGCUUAGUUGGACUAAUCACAAUUAUCUUUAUGCCUGGUCCUUCAAUCCUCAUGAUACUAUUUUCCUAUGCCCAGAUUCUGAGAAUCUGCUUACAUGCAUCUAAGGAGUGUAAAGUUAAAGCCAUUCAAACAUGCACCCCACACUUACUGGCUGUGAUAAACUACUCUAUUGGAUGCUUAUUUGAAGUCAUCCAGAGUCGGUUUAAUAUGGCUCAUGUGCCUUAUAAAGCUCGCUUAUUUAUGUCCCUUUACUUUCUGAUAUUUCCUCCUGUGUUAAAUUCUGCAAUUUAUGGAAUGAGCAUUCAGGCUGUGAGGGUUCCGAUUUUUAAACUGUUCAGUGGCAAGAAAAACAGGGUGGCUCAGCUUAAGGUCUUGAUGAAUUAG